This is a messenger RNA of Carlito syrichta (Philippine tarsier), 1799 nucleotides long. RefSeq names its product selenoprotein O (gene SELENOO). Lineage: Eukaryota; Metazoa; Chordata; Mammalia; Primates; Tarsiidae. The transcript is spliced from 9 exons. The record is from RefSeq and is a predicted model, not a curated record.
AUGCAGGAGCUCCAUGUGAGCGCUGCGUUUGAUUUCAGACAGGCUGACGGUCGCAAAGUCCUGCGGUCGAGCAUCCGCGAGUUCCUAUGCAGCGAAGCCAUGUUCCACCUGGGGAUCCCCACCACGCGGGCCGGGGCCUGCGUCACGUCCGACUCCACGGUGGUGCGCGACGUGUUCUAUGAUGGUAAUCCAAAACAUGAGAGGUGCACGGUUGUGUUGCGUAUAGCUUCCACUUUUAUAAGGUUUGGCUCCUUUGAGAUCUUUAAGCCCGCAGAUGCGCUCACGGGCCGUGCAGGCCCCAGCGUGGGGAGAAACGACAUUCGCGUGCAGAUGCUCGACUAUGUGAUCGGCUCUUUCUACCCGGAAAUCCAGGCCGCCCAUGCCAGUGACAGCGUGCAGAGAAACGCCGCCUUCUUCCGAGAGGUGACACGGCGCACAGCCCGGCUGGUGGCCGAGUGGCAGUGCGUGGGCUUCUGCCAUGGCGUGCUCAAUACCGACAACAUGAGCAUCGUGGGGCUCACCAUUGACUAUGGGCCUUUCGGCUUCCUGGACAGGUACGACCCUGACCACGUGUGCAACUCGUCCGACAACACUGGGCGCUACGCGUACAGCAAGCAACCGGAGGUGUGCAGGUGGAACCUGCAGAAGCUGGCCGAGGCCCUGGAGCCAGAGCUGCCCCUGAAGCUGGGCGAGGCCAUCCUGGUCGAGGAGUUCGACACCGAGUUCCAGAGACACUACCUGCAGAAGAUGCGCCGGAAACUGGGCCUCGUGCACCUGGAGCUGGAUGAGGACGCAGCACUGGCGGCCAGACUCCUGGAGACCAUGCACCGGACUGGUGCCGACUUCACGAACACCUUCUUCUUGCUGAGUUCCUUCCCAGUCGAGCCUGAAUCGCUGGGCCUGGAGGAGUUCCUGGCCACGCUGCUUGCACAGUGCGCCUCCCUGGAGGAGCUAAGACGUACCUUCCGACCCCAGAUGGAGCCCCGGCAGCUCUCGAUGAUGCUGAUGUUGGCGCAGUCAAACCCACAGCUGUUUGCACUUAUUGGCUCACGGGCCAACAUCACCCGGGAGCUGGAGCGGGUAGAGCAGCAGUCCCGGCUGGAGCAGCUGAGUGUGGCCGAGCUGCAAAGCAGAAACCGGGCCCACUGGGUGGACUGGCUCCAGGAGUACAGAGCCCGGCUGGACAAGGACAGGGAAGGUGUUGAGGAUACCACCACCUGGCAGGCCGAGCACACACGUGUGAUGCGUGCCACCAACCCAAAGUAUGUCCUGAGGAACUACAUCGCGCAGAACGCCAUCGAGGCGGCUGAGCACGGAGACUUCUCAGAGGUGCGGCGUGUGCUGAAGUUGCUGGAGACCCCUUACCACAGCGAGGAGGGGACCGCCGCAGAGCCGGAGGCGACCAGCGGGGAGCACACGUACAGCAGCAAGCCCCCACUCUGGGCGGCUGAGCUGUGUGUGACAUGAUCCUCGUAGUGGCCUCGGGCACUCCCCAGCCUGGAGUCUGAGGCCCCCCAGUGCUGCUGAGUUGUUGAGAUGGGGCCAGCCGCCCUCCGCACCCAGCAGGGGCUCCCCCUGCCACGUGUGGCGGCGCAGCGGGCCCACACGCUCGUCUCUCCAUGACGGCAGAGACACCCAGUCAGGACCUGACCUGUCUCUGUCUGACACCGGCUCAGCGACACAACCCAGUCUAGUGCACAGCCCAGCGCUCAGCUCCCCACAGGGCCAUGCCUGGGGGCAUCCUGGCCCCUACAAGCGUGUCUCCCCAGCGCCUCAAUAAACCAGCAGCUUCUUCCCGC